Molecule: messenger RNA, 1671 nt
Organism: Triticum turgidum subsp. durum (durum wheat)
Lineage: Eukaryota; Viridiplantae; Streptophyta; Magnoliopsida; Poales; Poaceae
Source: the annotation of a GenBank genome assembly
AUGGCGACCCCCCGCCGCCGCGAGCUCCCCCUGCCCGCGCUCGCCGCCUUCCUGCUGCUGCUCCUCCUCCUCGCCGGACGCGCGGCGGCCGACGACGCCUCCAGCGACGACCGCGGCCACGACGCCUCCCCCGGCUGCAACAACAAGUUCCAGCUGGUUAAGGUGAAGAACUGGGUGAACGGAACCCAGGGCACGACAGUUAUCGGACUGAGCGCGAGGUUCGGAUCCCCCUUGCCAAGAACUGUCGACGAGGCUCACAGAACAUUUGCUGCCCUCACCAGUCCUCCAGACUUGUGCUCGAACUCGACCUCAAAGUUAACGAAUUCUAUUGCCUUAGCGGCACGCGGAGGGUGUCCUUUCACCGCCAAGGCCGAGUUUGCGCAGGCUGCUGGCGCCGCUGGUUUGGUUAUUAUAAAUGACGAUGAAGAACUUUACAAGAUGGUUUGCGGUGACAAUGAUACUUCACUUAAUGUGACAAUUCCCGUCGUAAUGGUGCCACAUUCAGCAGGCAAGAAUCUGAAGGACUUACUGGAUCAUGGAGCAAGGGUGGAGAUGCAGUUAUAUUCGCCAAAUCGACCAGUUGUGGACCUUUCAGCAUGCUUCUUGUGGUUAAUGGCUGUAGGAACUAUAGUAUGUGCUUCACUCUGGAGUGAAUUCGUUGCAUGCGAACAGAUUGACGAGCAUUAUAAUCAGCUGACACGGCAGCCGGGACCUAAUUCUGGAACAAACAACACACAAGAUAAAGAAAUCCUUGAAAUCACAGCAAAGGGAGCUGGUGUUUUUGUCAUAGUAGCUUCAGUUUUCCUUCUCCUCCUGUUCUACUUCAUGUCGUCUUGGGUCGCCUGGCUACUGAUUGUAUUGUUCUGCAUUGGUGGUGUUGAGGGUAUGCAUGUUUGCUUGGUGACAAUUAUCUCUAGGAUUUUUAAGGGUUGGGGAAAUAAUACUGUACAAUUGCCAUUCUACGGGGAGGUCUUGGCCUUGUCUGUUGGAAUAGUACCAUCCUGUACGGUCUUUGCCAUUCUAUGGGCUGUAUAUCGGCAUUCUUCGUUUGCUUGGAUAGGCCAAGACAUCCUUGGUAUCUGCCUGAUGAUAACUGUGCUUCAGAUGGCGCGCUUACCUAAUAUCAGGGUUGCAUCAGCUCUUCUUAGUGCUGCAUUUGUGUAUGACAUCUUCUGGGUCUUCAUUUCGCCUCUUAUAUUCCAUGAGAGUGUUAUGAUUGCAGUUGCUAGUGGAGACAGCUCAGGGGAAGCAAUUCCGAUGCUCCUAAGAAUACCUCGUUUCUUUGAUCCAUGGGGUGGCUAUGACAUGAUAGGCUUUGGCGAUAUUAUCUUCCCUGGAUUGCUCGUUGCAUUCAGCUACAGAUUUGAUAGGGCAGGCAAAAAGGGUAUCUUGAAUGGAUAUUUUCUGUGGCUGACUGUGGGAUAUGCUUGCAGGACUUUUCCUUACCUAUCUUGCGCUUUUCCUGAUGGAUGGACAUGGUCAGCCGGCGCUGCUGUACCUGGUUCCUUGCACGUUAGGGGUUAUUGUGGUGCUUGGUUGGAUAAGAGGCGAACUGCCUCACUUGUGGAACUACGGAAGAAGACCGGAAAAUUCAGUCGGCGAAGUUUGAAUUGUAAUCUGACAGAGUUUGUAUGCAAAAAGGCGGUGGCAUCCUUCAAUCUCAUUAACUAA